AUGUCACCCCGAGGAAGCUUCGCGAAGUUCAUAUCCUUCAUCUGCAAGUGCUGUCGAGGUCAAAAGGAGGAGGAAGAAGAGGGGGCCUCAAGAAGAGGAGACCUGACAACGACAAAAUAUGACGGAGGAGGAGGACGACGCUCCUUGGGGGAGGAGGAUGGCCCCUGCUUGAUGAAUCGUGAGACAUUCUCUCCUCCUUCCCAGUUUUGCGGGGUAUUUAGAAAUCGUUCCUUGACGUCUGUGGAUCGUUUGGAUCUUCAGAAGAUGGAGCCGGGUGAGCAGAAGGAAAACGACGCGUCUCUCUGGCUUGGCAAAAACGAUUCUCCGACUGGAAGUCGAGAGGGAAGCGAUUCCGCGGGAAGGAAGGAGCGGAGCGAUUCUGGAAUCAGCGAGAGCGAGACCGACGCGUCGCAGGAUCGAAACAGCAAGUGCCGACUGCUGCUCAAGUCCACGCUAACGUGUGUCUUCUCGCACGCGGGCCUCUACGCCCUCGUGGCCGGGUAUACCGUUCUGGGUGCCUUCAUCUUCCGGGCCCUGGAGACGGAGUACGAGGUAGUCGUCCGCGAGCGGGGGACCCGCCUUCGCUCGCACGCCCUUACUUCCAUGUGGAAUACAACCUGCCGACUGAACGUGCUUUGGGAAACGAAUUGGACGGCAGAAAUGAGCGUGCACCUGCGGCGGUUCGAGGACGCCAUCCUCCGCGCCGCUUCCCGGGACGGAUACGACGGGCUGGACCCCGACAGCGACGAUCGCAAGUGGAGCCUACCGGGCGCCCUCCUCUUCUCCGUCACCGUCAUCACCACCAUCGGAUAUGGUAACAUCUCGCCUCACACGGAGCGCGGAAGGGUGGUGACGAUGGUGUACGCGGCGUUCGGGAUCCCUCUCGUGUUGCUGUGCCUGUCGAACGUCGGUGGGACUCUGGCCGACGCCCUCGUCUUCGCAUACGGGAAACUCGAGUGCCGCAGAAGCGUCUCACCUGCGCCUGUGGACGAACUACGACUCACGGUGGUGGAAGCGGAAGCGAACGAACGGCGACUGACGGUGGCGGAUGUGGCGGGCGGGGAGGCGCCGAGGAAGUUCCCCGCCUCGCUCGUCCUCAUCAUCCUGGUGGCAUAUGUCUGCGGGGGGGCGCUGCUUUUCUCCCUCUGGGAAGGAUGGAACUUUCUGGAGGGGGCGUACUUCUGCUUCAUCACGCUGUCCACGAUCGGGUUCGGGGAUUUGGUGCCGGGACGGGCCGUCUUUCACGUGGACACGAUGGAGGAGCAGGCCAAGGUCGUCAUAUGUUGCUUUUAUCUUCUGUUUGGACUCGCCUUGAUCGCGAUGGGCUUCAGCCUCGUGCAGGCCGAAGUCGUGGCCAAGGUCAGGGACUGCGGGGCCUUUCUCGGCAUCAUAGGCGCGGAGAAACAGGAACGCCGUUCGACAAAGAAAUGAAAUCCUCUUCUUUUUUGUUGCUCCAAAAUGGCCGGACAAGAGUGAAUGGACCCAUGUGUUGAAGAUUCGCUUGUGAAAUUGGUGAAGAAAACCGUUGAGAGGGUGAGUGAAUCACUUCUAUGACUUGUUCUUCGGUUCUCUAAACGACAGUGACAAAGGGGAUGAAAAGAGCACUGCUAUAUCUCUAUUCUAUAGAGGGAAUAUGAAUAUCAUUUUGCUAUUUUUAUUUCGCUUUCAUUCGGGACUCGCCUGCGGUCCUGUUCGGUUCGGGUGAGCCAGUUCCUCCUUGGAGGAACUGGCUCAGCCAACCCUGUCCCUCCUUGUCCUUACUGUCCCUCUGAAAAGAGAUAAUGCGAGGGACUUGGAGAGAACCCGCAUCGUCAUCAUGGUGUCACAAACCCCUGGUCAUGUGAAGUGAACUUGAAGUGAACGAUGUGAAGGCCCAGCUUCACAUCGAGACCACGGGUGGGACCAAGUUCAUAGUUCGUGUCCACUACAUCGGUGAAAAAUGGAAAACGUGAAAUUCUGAUCAGUCUAUGUUAGUACCUGUCAUUUUUCAUCUUAGCACAGUUAGCUUUUGAAAAAAAAUUCAGCUAAGAACCCAGCU
Darwinula stevensoni is the source of this 2038-nucleotide messenger RNA. NCBI's taxonomy places the organism in Eukaryota, Metazoa, Arthropoda, Ostracoda, Podocopida, Darwinulidae. The record is from the annotation of a GenBank genome assembly.